AUGAGCGAUGCGGAUGUGUGGGAUGACGCGUCGGAUUCCUCGUCGCUCAGCGACGUCGAGUCGGUGUCCACUUCGCUCUCGGAAGAGAGCGACGAGGAGCCGUCCGCGCUCGGCACCGCCCUACCCGGGCAGCCACGGAGAAUGCGUACACGCUCCUUGUCCAAGUGGGACAUGGGCGUGGCCGAGUCGACCGAGCCGCCGCGGCCAGAGCCACAGGCCGGCAACGAAAUCUUUACGCAGCAUGCGCUCCUGCGCCGGCGCCGGCCAUCGCUCUUGGCCUUGUGCCAAGCGCGCGGAAUUGACGUGCCGAGCGAGGCGACCAAGGCGACGUGUGUCGACUCGUUGCUCGCCUCACAGGUCUCGACGCAGGUGGCGGUUACUGACGCGGUGCGCACCGAUAUGCCGCCGCCGCCCAAGGCGAUUCCCGAGCCGCAGCCCGCGCCAGAGCCACCUGCAGGCGAUGAAGAGCUUAAUGGACUGGACCUAGAGCGCCUCGAGCUCCUAGACCGCGAAAUACCUCCGGAAAAGCUCGAGAAGCUCGAAAAGAUUGGCUCGGGCGCGUUUAAAGACGUCUAUGUCGGCAAGUACCACAUCUCUCGCACGCGGACGUCCAAGGUCGCCAUCUCUGACCUGCGGAAUCAGCUCACGGACAUGGAUAUCAAGGAGCUGACAUUUUUGCGCGACCUGCGUCACGAAAACAUUGUGCGUUUUAUUGGCGUAAGCAUUCCCGCCGAUCUGCGGCCUGUGCCGUGCAUGAUCGUGAGCGAGCUCUGCUCGAACGGCGACAUGUUUGACUAUAUCCGGAAUACGCCGCCUCCGCCCGACGCGGACCUCUUUCAAAUGCUGCUCGAGAUCGCGCGGGGCUUGGAGUAUCUGCACACGCGGACGCCCAUGAUUAUCCACCGCGACUGCAAGUCGACCAACGUCCUGAUCACCAAGGACCGCGUGGCCAAAAUCAGCGACUUUGGCUUUGCGCGUGUCAAGCGCUCGACGCGUGCCAUGGUCCGCUCGAUCGUCGGCACGGUCAACUGGCAGGCGGUGGAGCUCUGGGUUCCGAAACCCAACUACAACGAAAAGGUGGACGUAUGGAGUGCAGCGAUGACGUUCUGGGAAGCACUCCAGUGGCACCAGCCCGAGAAACGCUAUCCGUUUCAAGGGAUGAACGAGCACCAAAUCUAUUUCAACGUCGGCCAAAAGGGGCAGCGACCAUUUAUUGGCACGAUGCGCCGCCGCUUUGGCGACGAAAUUGUGGAUUUGCUCGACCGUAUGUGGGCGCAGCUUCCUCGCGAUCGACCGACUAUGACCCAGGUCUGCGAGGAGCUCGAGCGAUGCAUCGCGAUGAAACGCGCAGCACUCGCUGCCCCUUAG
Molecule: messenger RNA, 1368 nt
Organism: Malassezia japonica
Lineage: Eukaryota; Fungi; Basidiomycota; Malasseziomycetes; Malasseziales; Malasseziaceae
Product: non-specific serine/threonine protein kinase
Exons: 2
Coding region: 1-1368 (455 amino acids)
Biological process (GO): signal transduction; protein phosphorylation
Cellular component (GO): cytoplasm
Molecular function (GO): ATP binding; protein kinase activity
Source: RefSeq, a predicted model, not a curated record